This is a messenger RNA of Volvox carteri f. nagariensis, 1440 nucleotides long. RefSeq lists its product as uncharacterized. NCBI's taxonomy places the organism in Eukaryota, Viridiplantae, Chlorophyta, Chlorophyceae, Chlamydomonadales, Volvocaceae. The record is from RefSeq and is a predicted model, not a curated record. The coding region runs from base 1 to 1440 and encodes 479 amino acids. The transcript has 12 exons.
AUGUUGGACAUGCAGCACGUCUUCGCCUCGUCCUGGAGCGCGCGCGCCGGGUUGCCGAUCAAUUUGUCCAUGUCUUGCUUCCUCGGGCUGUUGGGUAGCAGCAUCACCGCCGGACAGGGUGUGGGCGGCGCCGACCACACGUACAUCAAGCAGUUCAUGGACUGGCUGAACCACGUCAUGCCGCCGCGCGGACUCAACGGCCGAAACCUGAACCAGAUCACGCACACCCAGACGGACCUGCUGGCUGAGGACGGCAGGCGCCGCAGGGGCGGCAGUAAAGGUGCCCAUGGCGAAGACCGAGGUAAAGGUGGUGGCAGCGGCCAUGAGUUGUUAGCUGUUCAGCAGCAGCAGUGGUGGCGGCGAUCGCUCCGAAGCUCCGCACAGCCGUCCGAACACGAGUUCCUCAACGGUGCCAUCCCGGUGAGGAUGACCCGCGGGUCGGUCAAAGGGCCUUUGGGCCAUAGAGAACCACUUCAAUUCCCGUUAAUCUAUUCACGUGCCGCUGGGCAGGGUUCCCCCCGUCGUGAACUGGAGCGCCUGCUUCGCAAGGUGCUCAACCUGCCGUCCAACCCGGCUGUGGUGCUGGUCAACAUGUUCGCCAUGGGGCCCUCCCACCGCAAAUAUUGGUACACUGCGGAGCGCGACUUUAUGGAGUUCGCGACCUACUACAGCCUGCCCGCGGUGAGUCUCAAGUCCGCGGUGCUUCCCUCCGCUUACGUGGGGGGUGCGGAGGAGAUGUCGCUGGGCGGCAUCUUCAACGGCGGCCUCAACCACCCGGGUCGUGGCGGCCAUGUCGUCAUAGCCGAGGUGCUCAUCACGCUCUGCACGGCCCUGGUGCAGCAACCUGUGGACGGCUGGAAUUGGACGGAUGAAGGUCGUGGGAAGUGGGGCUAUGUGGCCACCGAGCCGGGGAAGACCAUCAGGUUCAAGGUCAACACCCAGCUGGCUGGCAGUCGGUCGGAGGAGCACCUGGAUGCGCCCAUCGUGCUGCAGAUCGCGCACCUGCAGAGCUACCGCGGCAUGAGCACCGCCAAGCUGUCGUGUGUGUCGGGCUGCACCUGCACGUCCGAAACCAUUGACGCCUUCAGCAGCCGGAUCGUCUCCCUGACCGCAAUGAAGGAUAUCAGGGUAUCCCAGCACCCGGAGUGCGUCAUUGAGCUGCAGUCCGGAGGUCCCAGUCCGGCGGCACUGCGCACGGAGAGAGACCACAGCAGCGGCAGCGGCCACACAAAUGACAGUCGCGGUGACAGUGGCGACCGGCAGGCGGCGCAAGGGCACAAGUUCAAGCUGAUGGGUGUCGUGGUGGGUGAGGAGCCGGGGGCACGCGCGGGUAACGUGGAGUAUGUGCGCCAGGAGAGCCACAACCUGUGGCAGCGUGUGCGCAACACCGCGGGUCGACUGCUCGUGAGCUUGCGCUUGCACCUGCUGCGAUUGCACUAG